Phaethon lepturus (White-tailed tropicbird) is the source of this 612-nucleotide messenger RNA. Its product is annotated as beta-microseminoprotein-like. Bases 1 to 612 code for a protein of 203 amino acids. The transcript is spliced from 5 exons. The record is from RefSeq and is a predicted model, not a curated record. Lineage: Eukaryota; Metazoa; Chordata; Aves; Phaethontiformes; Phaethontidae.
AUGUGGGCGGAGGGGCUCUGCUCCGUCCCUCAGGGCGAGCGGAGCCGAGGCUGGCACCGCGCCUGCGGCACAGCAGCACUCUCCGCGGGAGCCGCGACGGGGUAUGCCGCUGCCCAGAGCUACAAGCAGAGAGGGACCCCUUCCUCCUAUUUUUCUUACAAAAGAAACAUCUGUGAACAUCAGCACAAGAAGCGAUUGCAAAGCAAAGGAGGAAAUCCAGUGUUUACACUCUUGCACAAGCUGACACCUAUUCCUUCCUAUGGACCUGGUCCCCAGUGGAAGAGCUUUCUGGCUUUCCUUGUUGCAGUGGGCAUCAUAGUGACGCUGGCGGAUGCAUACUGUUUUUCUAAAAUUAACAAGCCAGGGGAGUCUGACAAAGGCUGUAUCCUGGAUGGAAAACUAUACCCCUUUGGAGAGAUCGCGAGGACAGAAAAUUGCUUCAGAUGCAGCUGCAGCCAAGAUGCAAUGCGCUGCUGCUCCCUCUUUCAUACCCCCAUUGGUUAUGACAAAGAGAACUGUAAAGUUGUUUUCAACAAGAAAAGCUGCAACUAUGACGUGGUGCAGAAAAGUGACCCCUCAAAGGAGUGCGUCGUCUAUUCUCGCGUGGGCUAA